Molecule: messenger RNA, 2259 nt
Organism: Fusarium poae
Lineage: Eukaryota; Fungi; Ascomycota; Sordariomycetes; Hypocreales; Nectriaceae
Exons: 1
Coding region: 1-2259 (752 amino acids)
Biological process (GO): carbohydrate metabolic process
Molecular function (GO): beta-N-acetylhexosaminidase activity
Source: RefSeq, a predicted model, not a curated record
AUGACAAUUCUGCUGGCUGCACCUGUUUUGACGCUGGCCCAGGACCUUAUCCCUCCACUUCUUGAGACAGCCGAUACUUUUACGCAGGAUAUCUGGUUAAUUGACCAGAGCGACAAGAUAAUCUACAUCGACAAUGACUUUUCUUCUGUAUCCGACAAGGAUGGUCUGACUCUGAUUCCACCCACGGCGCUUGAUUUUGCGACCACCUUUCGAAAUGACCUCGAUCAGAUCACGGGCCUUAACUGGACGCUGAAGCAGGCGAACAACACUCCCAGUAAUGCCAGUGGUAUUUUCCUUGGCGCCUAUACCGGAGAAACUUUUGAUCUCACCUACGAGAACGGAAAGUCGACUUCUGAGGGCUACGAAAUAUCAAUCAACUCGGCACGUAUCACGAUCGGCGGGAAUGGAGCUCGCGGCAUGUGGUGGGGGACCAGAACUCUUCUCCAGCUUCUUUCUCUCUCUGGAAAAGGCACUCUGACGACCACGUAUGCAAGAGAUGCACCAGCUUACGCGACAAGAGGGUACAUGCUCGACGCCGGACGAAAGUGGUACUCCAAGGGCUUUCUCAAGGAGCUUUGCAGCUACGCCUCUUUCUUCAAGAUGAACGAGUUCCAUUAUCACCUCAGCGACAAUUACCCACUAAAUCGUGGAAAGAAUGAGACUUGGAAAGAUGUUUACUCGCAUUUUUCGCUACUACCGGAAGACAAGGGGCUGCGGGGCAUUCUUCACGGCCGCGAGAACGAGACCUUGUCCAGGGACGACUUUGACGAUUUACAGAAACACUGCGCUUCUCGUGGUGUCACUGUCAUCCCAGAAAUCGAGGCACCAGGCCAUUCACUCUAUCUCACCAAGUGGAAGCCAGAGCUCGCCCUUCCCAAGAAGGAUCUACUGAACUUGACCCAUUCUGACACCUUACCAACAGUGCAAAAGAUCUGGAAAGAAUUCCUCCCAUGGUUCAAAACGAAGGAGGUUCACAUCGGUGCAGAUGAGUACGAUGCCGAACUUGCAGACGACUACAUUACCUUUGUCAACAAGAUGAGCCGCUUCAUCAACGCCACGUCUGAUAAGCGAAGCCGCAUCUGGGGCACAUACGAGCCGUCCAAGAAAAACCAGACCAUUGAUAAAGAUGUGGUUAUUCAGCACUGGCAGUAUGGUCAAUCAGACCCUAUACAGCUCGUGAAGGAUGGUUACGACGUGAUCAACUCAGAGGACUGGUGGGCAUAUACGAGCUUAAAGAACGACCAUAUGCCGAUUCUACCAGCUAGAUACCCACAGUUCUUCAACGAGAACCGCGUCUUCAAUUUUGCAGAUAGGGAUGGCUGGCAGUGGACACCCGCUGACUUCAAUCCUUUCAACACCAGUAUGCAACUUGACGGUGACGAGUCUCGACUUUGCGGUGCUACAUUGGCGGCAUGGAACGAUAACGGUCCUGAUGCUUCGACACAGUUGGAAGCGUAUUAUUCUAUGCGUCGCGGAAUCGCUUUGGUCGGAGCUCGUGCCUGGAGUGGAAGCCGUGGACCCAAGCUACUCGAAGAGACGACGGAUACGAGAAUCGAUCUUUAUUCUUCUCAAGCUCCUGGUCACAAUCUCGACCGUACGUUGUCAAUUUCCGGUAACAAUGAUACUUUACUAUCAUGGUCUCGGUCGAGCAGCGAUAGUGACAGAAUAGCUCUGGGCCAUGGAAGCAAAGGCAUGAAUUACACAUUAACCCUAUCCGUCAACGGACCUUUCACUCUAUCAGGUCCCGACAACUCUUUGUCUCUUGACAAAAGCGGCAACCUUGUAUUCGAGGCCGAUGGAUGGGAAUACCCUCUUCGCCACGUUAGUAAAGACGACGCUCUGAAACUGGACACAGGCCAUCCCGGUCGGAUCUGGAUCAACUCCUCCUCGUCCACACACGAGACUGUCAAGAUACCAGUGCCUACUGAGAUUACUCUAGUGACAGAUGUCCUCCAUGGUACAGUUGUAUUGAAUGGUUCAAAUGUGUUAGGAAGAUUCGAGGUCUUUGUUUACGGAGGGCGAAACACACAAUUCAGCUGGAGUCAGAUGGCGUUUGUUGCGCCAUUGGACGGGAUCAAAGGAGGAGUUAAUCGCUUGACUUUGAAUGGAUCAGCCACAUUCUCCACGCCCGAAGCAGAUGAUAAGACUCGCGACGUUCCGGGAGAAAACAGCGCUGCUCCCACGCCAUGUUUGCCAGGUUUCAUUACGGCCUUGAUGGUGAUGGCGAUUAUUAUCAUAAGUCAACAAGUCGAUAUGUAA